AAACAAAAACAAAUAGCUUUAGGAAAAAAUUUUAUGUAGGCAAACAAAUUGCUGAAAAUUUGUUGAAGCCAUAUUGGUAACCGAGGUUUCUAGAUGCCAAAAGGAAAAAAUGUCGGUCCUUUUUGAUUUUUGCUCGGAGAGAAGAAGAAGGUGGAGUCUGUGGCCUCAUCAUAAAAAAAAAACUAAAUUUUUGAUUUCAUUUUUUUAUAUAAAUUAAAUCAAUUUUAUUAAAAAAAAAAGAAUUAAUUAAACUUAAAACUAAACUUAAAACUAAACUUAAAGCUAAACUUAAAACUAAACUUAAAACUAAAUUUUAAAUUAAACAAAGCAAAACACAAACCUGCAAAGCCACUUCAACACCGACUCCAUCCAACGAGGGAGAAGCUGUUUUCCAGCACCACCACGCCUGGGGUGCUCUGGUAUCAGUUUUUGGUUUUCCGACUAAGUGAUAGAUUUUACCUGGACGACAAGACGGACGGUCAACUAUUCCUUUUCUUUAAGAAAAAUUCUUAUUAGUUAGGAUAAAAUAUCUUUAUACAAUAGGAAAUCCUUACCCCGUGUUGUCGUAUCGUCGCCAUCCCGUGUGAAGUUCCAAUUAUAUCCACGCGUGCGCGAACAUUAGGGUAGAGCUCUGGCCUAGAAUAUAGUAGUUUACGGUGUUUGAGUCCUAGGUUUCCUGAAAUAUUAUAAAGAUAGUUUCCCUGAAAAUAAAAAAAAAAUAGAAAAAAUAAAUAAAAGGAAUAAGGUAAAAAUAGAUAAUAUUUUGUCCACUUACCUGGUUUACCCGAACGGACCUUAAUACGGACGGACAGGAAAGCCUCAUCCGCCAAAAGAACUCUUCCGCUCUAUGAUUGCCUCCCGUAAACCAGCUAGUUGCAGCAGAAAACACUUGCCAGAUCCCGUUUAUCCACAAGCAGAGAAAUUAUGAACUUUUAAGAAACUAAAUUGAAUUAUAAAAACUAAUUAAAAAGGAGAAUUAAAAAAUAAAGUGAGAUAACAUUUACUUCUUUGUGAAUUUACUGAAAUAUAAAAACAUAUUUAGUCACUUCCUAAAUAUAACAAUGAAUGCCAAAUAAAAAAUUUCAUUAACAAUCAAUGUAUGAAAAAUCUAUAGGUUUAACCGAAAAGGCAAGAUUUACUACGUCACUAAGUACGACAACAAUGGAACCUAGUCAACGUAAACGUAUUACACGAAAUAUUGAUUCAUUAGUAAAUCUAACUGAUUUCGAUCAAUUGUGUCGGGCCUGUUACAGUAAUCAAUUGUUAAGUAAUACUAUGAUACAAAAUAUUUAUAAUUAUGAACCAGAAAAUUAUACUGAAUACACUGAUGAUGAAGACACCAUUAAAAGAAAGCGUCAUAAAAGAUUAUUUUUAAAAAUUACAAAAAGAGGUCCAGAGGCUUUUGAAAAAUUACGUCAAAUUUUUAUAGCUUUAAAAUAUAAAGAUGCUUUGAAUAUAUUGUUUGGUGCCGAUGAAGAUAUGAUUUCGAUAAGAUCGAGUAAAAUAACUGGUACAGCGACGUUGGCAAAUGAUGUUGAUGAUAAUGAAGAGAAUAUUGAAGACCAUAAUAAUAGGGAUAAUGUUGGUUUAAAUAGACAGAUUUCCCUCUCUCGAACUAACAACGAUAAUAACACCGAUUUACAUGAAUAUAAGGGUUUAAUUCAACCUAGAAAACCUAUUUUUGUUCAACCAGCAACCAGUAUUACCAUAGAUCCCAAAAUUGGAACAUAUCCCAUGGAAAGUAAAAAUAAACGUGGUAUUUUCUUUAUGGUGAAAAGUGAUGAACAGCAAUCAGAACUGGAUGAAGAUGAUCACUCACUAUUGUCACUGUUUCAACAAUUGGACUUUAAACUCUAUGCCUACAGCAAUAUAACACUCAAUAAAUUCCACGAACUACUUGAGCAGUUACUAUGCUCUGAUGCCAUCAAUGGUGUAGAAUGUUUUGUUUUGUCCUUACGAUCAGGUGGUCGUAUAAUCGAUGGUGAACAAAGGAUUACAUUUAAUGAUGGUUCUGUAGUUAAAGUAGAAGAAAUUCAACAACAUUUCUAUAGUCAACAAUGCAAACAGCUAGUGGGCAAACCGAAAAUUUUCAUAUAUCCCUAUAGUGAAAUAUCGAAUAGAACUCUUAGUCAUACGAACAGAAUACAAACAGACAGUAUUGGUCAACAGGUUCAUUUAAAACAUGUAUCUCAAUUGUCGGAUGUUAUUAAUUGUUAUGCCACAACUAAGGGUUUCAUGGAUCAACGGGAUAAUGAGAAUUAUACACGUUAUAUAGAGAAUUUUGUUGAUGUCAUGGCCGCACAUGCAUGUGAUACUCAUUUCGAGAAUAUGCUUAAGAAAAUUCAAACAAAUGUUGCCGUAUUGAGUGUUAGUCGAGGCCAAUACUUACAAAUGUCCAGUUAUGAUAAUAUUAGCUUUAAUAAAGUUCUAUAUUUUAAUCCAGGAAUCCAUGUGAAUUAAAUUAUUUAUAAGAAUUUGUUAUAAUGUUUUUUUUACAUUUCAAUAGCUUUAAAUUAAAAAAGUAAUCAGUUUUACUUAAUUGUAAAUUAUGAAUGCCAAUAAUUCGCAAUGUAAAUCUAAGUUCCUUUAAUACAAUUGAAGAUUGGUAAAAUUUUAAUGAAAAAUUUUGAAAUAGGUAUUAUUUAUUAAUAAUAAAUUUAAGAAAUAUUAAUAUGUUCAAAGUGAAAAAUUAUGUUUAACUUAAUUAUACAAAAAGUUUAAUUUUAUUAGUAAUGAAUUAAAUAUACAAAACGUUAUUUUUUUGCUAUUAUAUUAAUAGUAUAGUAAUACAUUUCAAAUGUAGCUAAAUAAUAUGUCUGUUCCCGUAGUCAUCCGUUUUGCGAGUCAGAAAAACAACACAAUACAUUGGAAUUUUAGUACGGAAACGACUUAUUGUACAAAAGACAAAAUAUAAAAUAUUUUGUAAUAUGUAUGUAAUUGUAAUAUAAUAAUAACACUGGUCUGAGAAAGAAAAAUUAUAAUAAAAUUAGGAUACAAAACCUACAUCUGCUUUUCAUUUCAUUCUAUCAUAUCUAGUUUCUGAAAUAUUCAAAUUUUUGCUUUAACAAUUGUUUUACCGUCCUUACUCCAAAAUAUUUUUUCGAAAAUAUGUAUAUUUCUUUGAU
Molecule: messenger RNA, 3125 nt
Organism: Lucilia sericata (common green bottle fly)
Lineage: Eukaryota; Metazoa; Arthropoda; Insecta; Diptera; Calliphoridae
Product: caspase Dronc-like
Exons: 3
Coding region: 1096-2460 (454 amino acids)
Biological process (GO): proteolysis
Molecular function (GO): cysteine-type endopeptidase activity
Source: RefSeq, a predicted model, not a curated record